UUGAAGUUAGUCGGUUCUUGAAUUCAAACACAAUUUACUAACUUCUUAAAAUCAUAUAGAAAUUUACAAAAGUUUGAACUGUAUACAAAGAUUUUUGAAAAAAAUGUCAAAUUGUCGAGAAAAGUUUAACAGCAUCUUUAUGAUCGCUCGAAAAUGUGCGGUAUUAGUUGGUGCAGAUGUUUUCAAUCGAAAUUAUCGUUUUACUUUGAUGACUUAUUUCGUCAUAGCAGCUACUAACACCUUUUUCGUCUUAUCUGGCUACACUAUUUAUGUGGCAAUUUACAUUGACCACGACUUUACUGCCAUAUUUCAAGCCCUGUGCAUGGUAGGCAGUGCCGUACAAGGUCUUAGCAAACUUUAUUCUUUCACAAAACAUCGGGUCAUUUAUCGUAAGAUAUUCGAUGAAGUUGAUGAUGUCUAUAAAAUAUACCAGGAGAAGAGUAUUGAUUUUCAAAAUGCCCUAAGCAAUGCCACUAGCAUCAUUUCCAAGUUUUUGAAAUUCAAUGCAUGUCUUUAUUUGAUCGGUACCUUGGUCAUUAUUUCUUUUCCGAUAUCAUAUUUGAUAUUUUUCGGGGAGAAGAUUUUUGUUAUGCAAUUUCUGAUUCCUGGAAUCGACCCAAAGAGCGAUAUUGGACAUUUGAUCCUGUUUGUAGCUCAUUCGACUUGUAUACUGAUGGGAUCUUUUGGCAAUUUUGCCGGAGACAUGUUUUUCUUUGUGUUCUUGCUGCAAGUGCCAUUGUUUAAAAAUAUUUUGAGAAUAAAAUUUGAGGAUUUGAAUGAAGUGACGACUGAUAUGGAAAUUGACAAUAGCGAUCAAACACUGCCGUUGCUAAGGGACAUUCUAAGCUGGCACCAAAAGUACUCAGAUUUCACCAAGACCCUGAGUGAUGUGUACUUUGCUGUUUUGUUCAUUCAAACCUUUACAACCUCAUUCAACAUUGGCAUGACCAUUUUCAUAACUUUUAUGGGAGCUUGGCCAGCUGGUUAUGCUUAUUUGAUUUACUCAUUCAUAAUGCUCUACACGUAUUGUGGCAUGGGAACAGUUACGGAAAUAUCGAAUGAUGAUGUUUGCCAUUAUGUGUAUAAUACGUGUCUUUGGUAUAGAUUGUCCGUGGGAGAACGUAAAAUGUUGGUGAUAAUGAUGAUGAAGGCUCAAAAUCCAACUUUGUUAACAGUGGGUGAUAUAAUGCCGCUCUCUGUAACAACUGGAUUGUCAUUGACCAAAACAAUUUAUAGCUUCUUAAUGAUGUUGUUGAAUUUUACCGAAGAAGAAAAUUAGUUUUUUUCGGAUAUGUCAUUGAUAAAAAUUGCUGAGGAGUACUUUUUUGCUGAUGUGUAAUUUCCUACAUUACAAAUAAAAUGUUUAAGUAGUUGAAAUGAAA
This is a messenger RNA of Eupeodes corollae, 1382 nucleotides long. RefSeq names its product odorant receptor 67d-like. The record is from RefSeq and is a predicted model, not a curated record. Lineage: Eukaryota; Metazoa; Arthropoda; Insecta; Diptera; Syrphidae. The transcript has 3 exons. Bases 104 to 1279 code for a protein of 391 amino acids. Gene Ontology annotation, molecular function: odorant binding; olfactory receptor activity. Gene Ontology annotation, biological process: detection of chemical stimulus involved in sensory perception of smell; sensory perception of smell. Gene Ontology annotation, cellular component: plasma membrane.